Fundulus heteroclitus (mummichog) is the source of this 2650-nucleotide messenger RNA. RefSeq names its product zinc finger and BTB domain containing 37 (gene zbtb37). The transcript is spliced from 5 exons. The coding region runs from base 190 to 1743 and encodes 517 amino acids. The record is from RefSeq and is a predicted model, not a curated record. Lineage: Eukaryota; Metazoa; Chordata; Actinopteri; Cyprinodontiformes; Fundulidae. Gene Ontology annotation, biological process: regulation of transcription by RNA polymerase II. Gene Ontology annotation, molecular function: DNA-binding transcription factor activity, RNA polymerase II-specific; RNA polymerase II cis-regulatory region sequence-specific DNA binding; protein binding.
AGCGGGCGGGCGGGUGGAGCUGCAGCCCGCCGGGCCGGGCCGUUCCGAGCCGAACCGAACCGAACCGAGGAGAGUUCCCGUCAUCCGCCGUCCUGCCCGCGAUGCGGCGGAACCCGCAGGGCUAGAGAGUCGUCCGCAACCCGCAUCCUGAAACCAGACGCCGACCGAAGCCGCCGUCCAGGCCGCAGCAUGGAGCGCUCCGGCAGCAUCCAGCUGGACAUCCCCGACUUCAGCAACUCGGUGCUGUCCCACCUGAACCAGCUGCGCGUUCAGGGCCGCCUCUGCGACAUCGUGGUCAACGUCCAGGGCCAGAGCUUCCGCGCGCACAAGGUGGUCCUCGCCGCCAGCUCGCCGUACUUCCGCGACCACAUGUCCCUGAGCCAGAUGAGCACCGUGUCGCUGACGGUCAUCCGCAACCCGUCCGUCUUCGAGCAGCUGCUGACCUUCUGCUACACGGGCCGCCUCUGCCUGCAGCUGGCGGACAUCAUCAGCUACCUGACGGCCGCCAGCUUCCUGCAGAUGCAGCACAUCAUCGACCGCUGCACGCAGAUCCUGGAGGGCAUCCACCUGAAGAUCAGCCUGGCCGACGUGGACGAGGCGUCCAGGGAGGAGGAGGCGGCCAUGCGGGGGUCCCGGAGCGGCAGGACGAUGGAGGCGGUGGUGCGGGGAGGCGCUCACCACGGAGGUCUGAGCUCUAGUCUGAGGCUCCUCGGCCCCAGAGGAGGCGCCGAGGUGUUCGAGGUGGUGAGCCCCGCCGAGGAGGCGCUCAGCCCGACGCCGACGGUGGAGCACAGCGGGCUGGAGGGGCCCGGCGCCCCCGGCGGCGGCGGCGGCGGCAGAGCGAGCAAAGAGCCGAUCCUGCGCAUUAACCGGGCCGGCCAGUGGUACAUGGAGACGAGCAGCGAGCCGGAGCGGACCGACAGCGCCGAGGAGGGCGCCGCAGUGGACCGGGUCAGGAUCAAGACGGAGCGGACGGAGGACUGGAUCGGAGCGGGAGGCGACCAGGAGGAGGAGGGCGCCACCAUGAUGAUCGACACGUCGGGGCGCAGCACGCUGAUGACGGCGCCGCAGGGGGGCCGCAGCGGGCAGGCGUCCUCCAGCUUCAGCGAGGCCGACCGGUUCAGCCCCACCGGCAGCGUGGUCGUCCUCACCGAGCGGCAGAGGGCGAAGAGCGAGUCCCCGAGCCGAGCCGACGAGCUGCGGCAGCCCAGCUCACAGGGGGAGGAGCACGCGGCGUUCGACAUGGGCGGCUACGAGGACUACCUGAGGGAGCAGGUCGGCGACCGCUGGUUCCGCUACAACCCCCGGCUCACCUGCAUCUACUGCUGCAAGUCCUUCAACCAGAAGGGCAGCCUGGACCGCCACAUGCGGCUGCACAUGGGCAUCACGCCGUUCGUCUGCCGCAUCUGCGGGAAGAAGUACACCCGGAAGGACCAGCUGGAGUACCACAUCCGCAAGCACACCGGCAACAAGCCCUUCCACUGCCACGUCUGCGGCAAGAGCUUCCCCUUCCAGGCCAUCCUCAACCAACACUUCCGCAAGAACCACCCGGGCUGCGCCCCCCAGGAGGCCCACAGCGCCUCGCCCGAGACCACCACCGCCUCCGUCACGUCCAGGGGAGGCCCCAGCGACGAGGCCUCCCCGAGCCAGGAGGAGCCCGAAGGCGGCGGCGGCGGUGGGAACGGCGGAGGCCAGUACGGCGAGGGCCCCCAGACCUCGGUUUCCACCACGGGGCCCGACUGACCUCAGCGAGCGCCGGGGUGUCAGGGCUGAGGUCAGCAACGGGGGCGGGGGGGUCCGACCGCUCGGCGCCGCCCCGCCCGAAGUCAACGCACACCUCAGAGUCCGAAAUGAGAUUCGUACCGCUUUAAACCGCAUCUACCUUGGCUAACCAGACAGAGCAAUCUAAGCUAACGAUGAAGAAACGCCACACACUCCUACAACCUCAUACGCCACAGAGCGCCGCCGCCGCCGCUCUCCGUCGACUUUACGUUGCAGGUUUCUACUUUUUCUAUCUCCAGGUUCCCCCCCGGCGGCGCGUCGUCGCGACCGUCCGGGGAGGACUUUGCCAAAAUACUCAGUGCCAGUUUUAACGGUUCAAAUCCUUUUUAUUUGCCUCGAGACAAUCCGGAGCAGUCAGGUUAACGACGGCGACGUUGGUUACGUUCAUUAUUGCGCUCGUUUUAAGUGCCACGGUCACGACGGUUUCCUUCGUGGGGGGGGGGGAGUGUGCCUGGAGCGCCUGGCGUCCGUCACGUUUCGCCUCUCUUACACUACAGAAACAAAAAAACGCAGCUCUAACUUCUCCGUCCUCCAGAACGACAUCUUGGCUUCAAAUACCUCAUUUUGUUUCAAGGACAUGAAAUCGACUUUCAUUCAAAAGUGUUUCGCUGCUGAAUCAAAGGUGGCGACCAAAAUCCUGAAAUCAUCCAGUUAUCCCUGCCAGGGGCGGUCCUAGGCAGGGGUUCAGCGGGGGCCAGUGCCCCUUUUAUAGCCCUUGUGCUAAAGACAUUAAAUUCACUUCUUAUAAUUAUACGCACUGGUGAAGAAACAACAACUGAUUGGUCGCUUUGACCAACUUUAUUUUUUAUCUUUACAGUUUCACUCUAACAAGCAUUUAAAAAUUAAGCGUUUAGCUUUAGCCGUAUUA